AAACCCUAAAAGAAACAGGACCCCCUCUACCUUUUCAAUUGUAGUGUCACUCAAUUGUAGUGUCCAUGGGGAUGACUGAUCCAUGAGGGCUUACAGUAAUGAUGAGCAAGAAGGAACACAUUAGGAGAGAUUGCAGCAGUUUGCUUUUGCCUGAGCCUACCGAGAAGGGUAAGAUUUUGCCCUCUUGCUAUCAAACCCAACACUCCCCACCUCAAAAGAGUUAUAGUUUUCAAAGGACAUUGAGCCAGAAUGAAAUACAGCAGUGUCCAGCAAGUCUUGGCCACCCCGUAAUGGACCAAACCCUUUCAAAGCCAAACCCUUUCCUUGUCUUCACCCUGGUGAGUCUCUCUCUAUUCAAUUAGAUGUUAGCACAGCUCACCAGGCAGGACCCUUCCUAACUGAGGCCCAUCGCUUUUGAAUUUCGACUCUUCCUGCUGAGUGAAUGUGCUAUAAACUAUCUUCAAGCUUUGAGGUCCCCAUAGCAGCCUGAUUCCCUCUCAACCAAGCCUUGAGUGGGUUCAUUGCUCACAAAGGGUGGUUGACCUUGCUUAUUAUUACCCUUGUCUUGAUAGGUUGGAUAGAGAGGACUGAGGCAGGAAGCACUUGAGGAGCUUUUGCCAGAAACCAGCUUCCCAACCUCAGCAAAGGAUAGAAAGAAAGCAGUCAACCUCAAGGAGUUCUGGCACAGCUCCAUCUCCAUUUCUGACUCCAACAUUCACGGAACGUUGCUCUCGACUUCUUUCCCACAUCAGCUCCCUAGACUCUUUUUUCCCCUCUCUUCCUUUAAUCAAUUCCACUUACUUCUGGGCUUACCACCAAAGGUCCUUCCCAUGUGUUUCAAAAUCAGAGGAUUCUUAAUGAUCAAGGACAGCCGUUUAUUCAAGAAAUGGCCGGUGGAGUAUCGUUGGGUUGACCCCGUGAGCAGCAAAAGUACUCUCGAAGCAUACUUCAGCAGUAGCACUAUCGUUCCUAAUUACAAAGUAAACCCAGCCCUACAAGAUGAAGAUGCAAAUAGUAGAAAGUCUAGCAGCGUCUUCCAAGCGGUGCGGCGCAAUUCCAGCAAAUGUGCCAGAUACGUGCUGGCCCACUCUGUCGGCCGCUGCCUGCUUUACCCGGGCUCCGUGUGCCUUCUGAACAAAGUGUCGCUAUCUUUACUAGUUCAUGGUCGGAGGCUUCUGAUGGAGGAAUUUCAUGGGAAACGAGCCAAACUGAUUGCUCGUGAUGGUAACGAGAUCGACACCAUGUUUGUGGACAGGAGGAGGAAGAAAACGGCAGAAAACCAGGGGAUGAGGUUGGUCAUAUGCUGCGAAGGCAACGGCAGUUUCUACGAAGUGGGCUGCAUCUACACGCCUCUGAGGGCUGGCUACUCCAUCCUAGGAUGGAACCACCCUGGCUUUGGAAGAAGUACAGGGAAGCCUUACCCGCAGAACGACAUCAACGCCAUGGACGUUGUUCUCCAGUACGCCGUAUGCCGCCUGCACUUCCCGCUGCCAGACAUUGUCAUCUAUGGCUACUCCUUGGGGAGCUACACUGCCACCUGGGCAGCCAUGGCUUACCCAGAGCUGGGCGCUUUGGUGCUGGAUGCCUCCUUCGACAGCUUGGUCCCUUUGGCCAUGAAGGUGUUGGGCGGGAAAUGGAAGGGCCUGGUGUGGCGGACAGUGAUAGAGCACUUCAACCUCAACGUGGCCGAAAUGCUGUGCCAGUACCAAGGUCCGGUGCUGCUGAUCCGGAGGACCCUGGAUGAAGUCACCAGCACCCAGUUCGACCCAAAGACCUCCCUCCCCAUCGCCAGGACCAACCGGACAAACGAACUGCUGUUGCAGCUGUUGCACUCCCGCUAUCCCAAUAUUCUCGAUGGGGAAGAAGAAGCUGUGUACUUUUGGCUCUCGGCCGACAGCCCUCCCGUGGAAACCCUCAUCUAUCGCCACUUCUAUAAGGUUGAUGACAAAUGGUGCCUCCAGGUGCUUGAGAACUACAAAGCCAGCCUUGGACCUAACUGUGCCUUCCCAUGGGAUGUGGGAGAAGACCUGGUGCCCAGCCAGAAGCAGGAGCUUGCUUUGUUUUUGGCCAAGAAGCACCUGAAGAACGUGGAGACGACCCACGGAAGAAAUUUGCCACCAGAGGAAUUCGAGUUGCCCUGGAAGCUCUAGUCAGGCUGGAGAGGUUGGUGGUUUAAUUGCAGAUGGAAAAGAGAGAAAUAAAAACUAGGGUGUGCUUUG
Molecule: messenger RNA, 2219 nt
Organism: Anolis carolinensis (green anole)
Lineage: Eukaryota; Metazoa; Chordata; Lepidosauria; Squamata; Anolidae
Product: protein ABHD16B-like
Exons: 1
Coding region: 831-2150 (439 amino acids)
Biological process (GO): monoacylglycerol catabolic process; phosphatidylserine catabolic process
Cellular component (GO): endomembrane system
Molecular function (GO): monoacylglycerol lipase activity; glycerophospholipase activity
Source: RefSeq, a predicted model, not a curated record